AUGGUUGCUCUCGUGCAGUACAACGCGAUGGGAUCACAGCAGCCCCCGAAGGACUUCGACUGGGGCUUUCUUAUACAGCCGGACAAGAGUCCCUCACCCAGACUCGAGCAGCUAUGUCUAGGCCUCGCCAGUGUCAUUUCUGAACUCGACCCUUCAUCUUCUACAAAAGAGCUUACGCCUGAGAAACUGGCUGCCUUCUAUCGUGCUGUCGGAGGAAACUAUGAUAGCUUGUUUCUGAAGACUCCUAGUGCCUCUCUUUCGUUUAUAUACCAGUCUCUGGGAUGCUUCCAUACCCUCCAGCCGACCAAGAAUGCCUUCGAGGCACCGUCUAUUCCAGCCUUGCUGCCACAUGGCUAUAUACGAUGGCAGACAAUCCAGCUCUUGCUAUGCCCCGAAGAACAUGCCCCUUUUCUCCAGAGAGCAGUGGAAAUGUUUGAUAUAGUUGAUGUUCAUGAAGGAUUCUUGCUUCCCAAGAGCAUUCCAGCGUCUGCUUUCCCCUCACAACCAGAUCCUGAUAUGGUCAGAUGGCAUGAAACUGUCAGUAAUCGUCUAGAAUCAGAGUCUGCUUCGACAAGUCCACAUACACGACCACCUAGUAAUGCGCAUCCUUCUUCGUCUACACGAACUCGUCAGUCAAGGCCAAACGAAGACGAAGGUGACUACUUCAGUCAGAGUCAUUACUAUUCACCUGCUGGUAGAAAGGGCCCUGCUACAUCGAGGCCGGGCUCUAAGGAACCGCAUGGUCGUGUCCCACACCCCUUACGGUAUGCCGAAGCAGCCAAGUAUACAGGAGACCCGGGACCCAAGACAGCUGGCUAUGAGCGACCUGCACAGGCGCCUCGAUCCAAAACUUCAUACCAUUAUCGUGGACAUUCCAGCCCGCCGAGUGCGUACAGACGGUCAUGGGCACACCCCGAAUCAUCAGAUGAUGACAACGAAGGAGCUGCUCCCGCCGAAGAUAUUCGUGCACACCAUCAGAGCCGAACCAGUGAACAACGAUAUGACCAGCAGCAUCCUCUCCAUGACGACGACAUGUUUCCUCCUCAUUCUUCCCAUGCAAGACAUCAUUCUCAUGAAUCCAUGCAUCGCCAACGACAACAUUCAUAUCAACCCAUGCACGAGACACCAAGGAGGAGAAUAGACGAAGAAGGGCCCGAGAUUUACUACUCCUACCCUCCAUCAAAACAUAUUCCCGAAAUCAAACCAACAACAACCUACGGCGACGAUGAGACAGCAAACGCAUUCCCUUCGCCAAAGCAGCACAGCCACCACUUCCACCCAAGAUAUGUAGAUCUAUUCGACGACGAUGGUAUGAUCAACUUCAACCACUCCUCUCCCAGCGCUCAACGAGGCUCAAGGGCCAGCAACCUGGCAGAACGGUCUCAUCAUCACCCGGCUGAAAACACACACAUGUCCCCUCCGAUAUCCCCUACAACAAUAGAGCCAUACGGCGAAUCAAUACAUCCAGAUCAUCGAUCACACCUGCACCGACACCAAUCCCUCCGCGAUCCCAGACAUAGGAAAGCAAGAGGUCGGAGGAGCGUUGAGAUUCGUCCUCGCUCUCACUCUCGCGAAUCCCCGUCUCGUCGCCAGCAUCAUUACUAUCAGGACUACAGACAUCCAGAUGACCAGAUCCAUUCAUCUCGAAGCGCCAGGGAGCGAGGACGAGAGCGAGGACGAGAUCGAGACCCGGAACGCUCCCGGUCCCGUCCGCGAAGAGGCGAAGAUGAAACAUGGAGCGAAAGCGAUAGCAGCAUCGAAACCUCAGACGACGAGUACGAUAUUCCCGUCCCAGCUGCACAAGCACAGGGGCAACCGUCCGCCUCAUCAUCGUAUGCGCCUCCAGCGCCCAUGCCCCCCACCGCGGGUCCGAUACCAAUAGUAAAUUCUAGCGGGGCGACACGGGAAACCAGCAGGCGAGCGAAAUAUGCUGCGAAGUUGGAAUCUACGAUUAAGAACGGGCUGAAGAGUUCCGGUAGCGGCAAGGAGAAGAGGAGGAAGAAUAGGAGCAGUAGUGAGGCGCAAUAUGGUGGUUAUUCAGGGGCUCGACCACGGUCUUGGUCUGCGCACCGGAGACGAAGUUAA
Nannizzia gypsea CBS 118893 is the source of this 2085-nucleotide messenger RNA. RefSeq lists its product as hypothetical. The coding region runs from base 1 to 2085 and encodes 694 amino acids. The record is from RefSeq and is a predicted model, not a curated record. The transcript has 2 exons. Lineage: Eukaryota; Fungi; Ascomycota; Eurotiomycetes; Onygenales; Arthrodermataceae.